AUGCCGAUAGCCAUGCUAAAAGUCCCGUCACCUCCACCAGUCCAGGGAGCUGCGGGGAGAGGGCUAAAAUUGGUGUAUGCACAAAUAGUUAAAAUCAGCAAGUUCUGCGAUGCAGAAGCCCACGUGCAGACGUCCCUUCACUUAGCUGUUUUCCAGGCGUAUCAGCCGGCUCCACUGCACGGCCCCUCUGCACGGCCCCUCUGCACGGCUCCACUGCACGGCCCCUCUGCACGGCCCCUCUGCACGGCCCCUCUGCACGGCUCCACUGCACGGCUCCACUGCACAGCGCUCUGUCAACCUUUUGUUCCCCGCUGGUGCUGGGGGGUCUGGUGUCAGUCUAAUCCAGUGUCCACGGUCCACACGCGCACCGGUGACACUGACUCUGCUUCCUGGCCCUGCCUCUUAACAAUCAUUCCGUCACACCACACCACUGGGGAAAGUUUCUGA
Knipowitschia caucasica is the source of this 447-nucleotide messenger RNA. Lineage: Eukaryota; Metazoa; Chordata; Actinopteri; Gobiiformes; Gobiidae. The record is from the annotation of a GenBank genome assembly.